This is a messenger RNA of Gambusia affinis (western mosquitofish), 11247 nucleotides long. Its product is annotated as cdc42 effector protein 3. The record is from RefSeq and is a predicted model, not a curated record. The transcript has 2 exons. Bases 7422 to 8021 code for a protein of 199 amino acids. Lineage: Eukaryota; Metazoa; Chordata; Actinopteri; Cyprinodontiformes; Poeciliidae.
GAUGACGUAUUAGGAAAGCAGAGUUUAUUCUAGAUUAGUGGACAGAGUUAAAGAGACAGUUUGUGGUUUGGAUCUCAAAGAUUCAAAUGUUUAUUUUAAAUAUAAAAAGACACAAAGAAAGAAGCAUUGUUAGGAUUCAAUGGCUGAUUUUACAAAUGGAUGAACAAUGGGUGAAGAGGAAAGAGACACUCAUCGUAGUUACCAUCAUCAUGACACUGAGAUCAAGUAUGAGAAAGUUGCCUAGAAAUGGCAAUUCUGCAGCUUGAAAUCAUCUUACCUAAACAUCUGGGUUGGAAAUAGCUGCCCUAACUUUUGUGAAUGAAUAAAACAAUGGAUCCACAGGCAUUAAAUGGAUAUGAAUGGAUAGGAACACAAAAAUCAUCAAAUCCGUGCACUGGCAACAAAUGCAAAACAGAAGUGUUUGGAUUUUCACAAAGAAAAGAACAACUUUAAUUCAGGGAGGAAGCCAUGUAUUAAGGCAUUUAUUUGAUCCUGAUGUGACACAGAUUAAAAUCACAUUUUAAAAGGAAAGAGUGGCUAUUUCUCUGCAGCAUGAGCCAUCCUUUAGAAGGAUUAUAUAAAAAAUAUUUUUUGUGCCAAGAAAAUGUCUCCUUACCAAGACAGUGAAAUACAGGACAGAGUAGGCGUGUGGGUGCGUGCGUUCUUUUAAGGACAUUUAUGAGAACAUGUCCUUAAAAUAAAGAGAAGAUGUAGGGUUUUGUCAAUCUGGUCGCUGAGCUGAGACAUCUGGAAAGCAUCACGGGGACUCCACUAUCCAUGUGCAGAGAAAGGCAUAGGGUAAAAGUGAGGAGGAAGAGAGCGGAGGGUCCGUGAAGGGAAGCUGCCCUCCACUCCACCCCUGGGCUGAGGAAAGCUGCUAUUAUCAUUCCAAUAAUGUGAACUCAAGCCCUUGUCUGGCACGCAACUAUGAAAUAUCACGCGAACACCAUUAGGUAAAUAAACAACUCCUGCAUCUUCAAGCUAAAUAAAACAUAAACAAGUAUAAAAGAGCCAACUUGUCAACAUAAUGCAUUCCUCCUCUAUCAUGCUCUCUGCUGGAGACAGCACCAAACUGCGCCCUGAAAGACUGAAGGUCUAUAACAUUUUACCAACAUACAGUCCAGUAGCGGUAAAGGAAUUCUGAUCACUAACAGGUGCUAUAUGGGAAAUGUGAUGCAUCCUUUUCUCGAGAUGACCGAUGUUUCCUUGCCUGGGGAGUUAACUUGCUAUUUAGAUGCUCAGCCAGUGCAUCACCCUGUAACUAAACACUGAUACAGCAUCCAUGCGUGUGUGAAUGAGUGUCUGGUGCCGUAAUCCCGGAACCCAGCGUGACUUGGAAACCAUUAAACACCACCCACAACCAGCAUUUCUAACUCAGAGAUGCAUGUUAUGACAAACACAAUCACAGAGAGGACUGCAGACUUGACGGCAGAAAUUUCUUAACAGUCUUAGAAAAUCAUGCCUAAACGGGCAAUACUAGCGGAAGAUUUUGUGGAAGGAAAAGUGUGGUAGAAAACAAGUGUGCAAGGAAGAGACUGUGGCUGGAGUCAGUGUUUUCACACAGACAUAUCAAGAUUAUGGCCUCCAUGAACAACAAUCUAUCGGGACGUUUUAGACCACUAAUUGUUCCCCUUUCCUCAUAACCGUGGCACCUGUCCUCGUCAGUGGUACAACGAGGACAGAAGGUUCUACUGAACCAUUAUGUUACUUUGCUUGAUUGGGCUGCAGACCAGACUGAAGUUAUGGAGUGAGGUCCAAAGGAAGAUGAUAGACACCAGGGCUAAUGAACCAGACAAGCUGAAGGAUGCAACCUGAACUUGCAAAAAGUAAGUAGAUUAUAUAUAUGCAUCUUCAAACAUUUGUAUUUCAUUAAAAAAUUAUAUAUAUAGAUAUAUAUAUAAUACAGUGGCCCUUUUUAUAAGUCUUAUGUAAUAUUCAAAUUUUCUGAGACACUAUAUUUUGUAGGUUUUCAACAGCAGUAAGCCAUAAACAUCAAAAUGAACAAAUGUAAACACUUGAAAUAUAUCACUCUGUGUAAAAGAAAAAAAAACCUACACAAUUAUCACUUAUCUAUAAAAUCAUCUAUUCAUUCAAAUUCUAAACUUGUGAUAUGUUCUUAUACAAAGAAACAACCUGAAGAUUAGUUAUAUGACACCAGCACAGCUGAUUUUCCCUAAUAACUCAACUCCUGCCUGACCCCAGAACAGUUAUGGCAUCCUGAACAGCAUCAGCUCCAUGAGUCAGCCAGUUUAACACACAGCAGGAAGUCGCUCACACAGCAGGUGGCCACCCCGUUCCCCUAGCAUAACUUGUCAGAUCCACUUACCAUUACACCACUUCUUUUGGUACGUGUGAAGUACAGGCGACUGCGUGUGUAUGUGAUAAAAACAACAAGCUACAGCAGGAGUACGAUGAGCGCUUCUUGUUAAAAUACUUGUCAUUCCAUGCUGUGAGCACUGCAGCCUGACAGAUUACAGGAUAAUGGAUUACUCAUCCAUACCAGCAGUCAUUGGAGAGCUUUAUGUAUGCAUUCACUGAGCCAAGAAGCAACUGGACAGAUAUCCAGCCUUUAUAUUCUUGUCUGGGACAAAAAUAUAAAGUAUCCAUGCUUUAUCUCUGUUUAAUUGUCUUGGACAAGAAUAUAAAGACUCCAAAGCCUUUUCUGCGUUUCAGGCUAACAUUUCAGUCUGUAAUGCAGUGUGGUCAGGUUAAUCACGGUACUAUUUUUCUGGAGUGUGUGUGCGGUGGCAUAGCGUGUGUUUCUGUGUGUCAAAACCUCUGGGUUAUGUGAUUUAUGGGAGUCGAAUUCUUGCACACUUAAAUUUAGAAAUCUUUUCAAUGUUUGUGUGCCAAAUGCUGGAGCAACACAAAAAGAGCCAAAGUGGCAUGACUGCACAGACGAAACGUAAGCGUCGCACUCAGUAGUGAAUUAAUCAUCACUCAUUUUGAAACACAGAAGGUGUACAUUAUCCUGUCGGGGGGAAAACAACAGAAACACUUGCUCAUAUUUGUCUCUUGAUUUUUGGGUCUUGCAAGCAUUUGACUGUGACAGUCCAACAUCUUUUAUAGUUUUUUUGUUUUUUUUUUUACUCUGCAAGUAAAAACAGCGUAAAACAGGCUGGAUUGUAGACCUUUGUUUAUAGAUUUCAGAAGGCAUAAACAGAUUACAAAUUCAAAAGGUAAAUCGUUCAGAGCUUCUAAACUUUGAGCAACGGUGCUUGUGCUCAGCAUGUGGUUGUCAGUGGUCUAUGUUUUAAUCUGAACAGACUUUUGCUAUAUGGAGUCAGAGAUUGCCUUUGGAAUCUGUAGAAGUAGAAGAAAUAAACAGUGAAAUGAAAAAUGGCUACACAGACCUUACCUCCUGGCAUAUCUCUAUUUGAUGGAUGGGCUUUAAAAGAAAUUAUAAAAAAAUGAAAAGAGGGGCCUCUGCGUCCCUUGAUUUCAAACAAUCUAUUUGUGCAAAAUUACGUCUCACAUACUUUGGUUCCUGGAAAAGCUCUCUGAUUGCAAGAUAUUCUUUAGUAAAACAAAUGAGUUUGUGCAACUGUUAGACUUCAAAUCUUUAACCUGAAGGCUGUCAAAAAGGCUGAAAUUACAAAAAUUCAAAAUGUUUCAUUGGAUUGAAGAUUUCUGCUUUUUGUUAACUUGAUUCCGUCUUUUAAGAAUUUGAAUGAGUUGAAGCCAACAUGCCAUAAUUUAAAUGUGGUUUUGUAUCCAGUAAUGACUGCUGAAACAUAAUAUAUUAUUACACCUGCUUUCCUGAUUCUUCUUAAGUAGGAAAAAAAGUUGCAGCAUAUAUGCAAUUGACAUUUUUAUUUAGUCCCAAAGGAAUAAAGGUUCUCAGAAAAAACUGCUACGGCGUCGCAAAAAUCAUAAGUCUCAUUUCUGUUGCCAACCUCUGAGAAGUUCAAUCUGAUUCAUCAGCGUACGUGUAAAUAAAGCCAGGAAGUGGAAUGGUUUUUGUGAUCUAAUUCUUAUUAAAAGAAAACAGAAUUCAAACUUUGGUCCUAUCAUAAAAAACAUGACUUUAAUGUUGUGGCUGUAGAAGUAUUGUUUCAACUUGCCUUUUCAUCUGAACCAGGAUGACUAAGGCGUGCAUCAUUCAAGUGAAUUCAAAAGUAAAACAUCUCAAGAUUACGAUCUAAACAGAAACUGGGUCAAGCAGCAAUGCAUUAAAUCAGUAUAAAUAAAAUGUUUUGAAUUACAUGAUUACUAAAUGUAACUACUGCUACAAAAUUUUUGGUAACUGUUUUCAGAAAUUCUAGGGUGUUUUUCUGUAUUCUCUAUUUGUAUUCUUUAUUUUUGUCUCCCACUUUCAUCUUUCUGCCCCACCCUUCUCAUCUAACUGGAUAUUCAUGCCUUUAGCCGGAGGAUGACGGAGGAUUUGUUGCCUUAUUUCUUCUCCAUGAAGAACUCAAAGGCUUGUCAGAAGUGAUCCACUGAAUCUGACUGCAUUUUAUUAGACAUCAUUCUGAUUAAAUGUCCGCACUGCAAAAAAACUGAAUUUGAUUGAUUUUAAUCAAAUUGUGUCAAAAUUCCAAUCUAUUUUGGAAUAGAUUUGUGUAUCAGGUGUGUCUUGUAUAGUACCAUAAGUAGACGUUCAUUGUGAGAUAAUUCUAUUUAAACAAGGAGAACUGAACUGAAGGUGAAGGUGAAGAUGUAGGUUCAGUGCUGGACUGUAUCCCUCAUUAAAUGGUUAAAUUAAUUGCACAUUGAUUGACGCAAACAAAAUAAGCAGAAAACCUGCUUUUACCAUUUAGGAUUUUUGCAAUGAUCAAAACACUGUGACACUGCAACAUUUCUCUAUAAACACCUUGAAAAGUCAGGCUUAAGCUGUUCCAAGAAGUGAAAAAAGACUAACUUUAUAUUCAGUUUAAAACUUAAUCCCAAUCUGAGCAUUAUAUAUUCUAGAAGAACCAUCAGUGAAAUAUAGGCCGACUGAUUUCAGUUAAGCUAUGUGUGCCAUCUUUGACAUGAUUUAACAAUGUCUUAGUUAAAGGAAAUCAGACAAAGCAAGCAGUAAAUCCUGUUUAAGAGCAGCCCUUCUAGGAGCCUUAGCACAGAGGGAGCUGAAGAACACACAACAAAGGGCUCUGGGAGGAUCCACCAAAGCCUCAGUUUGGGCUUCUAGCACCAGUCAAAGCAAUAUCUGGAAACACUUUUUCUUUUGCAGAAGGAAGAAAAAGCAUGAUUUCAGGCCCAGCAUAGCUGCAUCAAACCACACUGCCCACCAUGGUCAGGCCUUAGAAAAGACGUUUAUACUGAAAUGAAGUUCAGGCUAAACCUAGCAGUCUGGAGGCUACAUAGCAUGAGAACACCAUCAGCGGAAUAAGCCCAGCCUCUGUCAGCCUGCAGGUCUUCUGAACUCACUUCCAAAUACUGCGGAUAAUACAGACUCUUCAACCUGAGUGUCUGCUAGCAUAAAAGCAGCUUUGUGGCUGUAGGUGGAGGACGGAAGUUUUUCUCAUAAGGGAGAUGCUGUAAAAUGUUCUUUCAGACUUGGCUAGAGGUUCUAGUUUCACUUGCGUGAGUAAUUGUGUCUGGUCUUGGAGACUGUCCUGGCACUGGAGCAUGGAGCGGGAGAAGAGGAGAGGAAAAGCCGGCAUGCCUAUUGUUUAUUGGAUGAAUUUAAAAGGAAUGCUGAAAAAAAAAAAAAAGGAUUUCUCCUUCAUAACAUGCAUAUUUAAAAUCAAAGAACAAGACAAAAAUAUGUACAAAGCUCUCCUCCUUUAUGUCUGAACGCAAUAUAAAUAUUUUGACAAAAUUACAGUUGAAACCAGAUGCUUACAUAGACUGUAUAAAAAGUCACCUAUCCUUUUUAUUCUCAUUGUUUGCUAUUGAAUUCGACUAAAAUUUUCCUGUUCAGGUCAGUUAGGAUUACCAAAAUGAUUUAUAUCCAUGAAAUUCAAGAAUAAAGAAAGAUAAUUUGAACUUGAAUUACUUUCUACAGAAGUCUACAACGUAGAAUUUACCUCCUACAUUGUAUGACUUGGGUCAAACAAACGUUUUGAGUUUUCUUCAAGCUUCUCACAAUAGCUUGGUGGAAUUUUGGCCCAUGUUGCCUGACAUGUUUGUCGGAUUUGUAAUUCGCCCUUUCAGCUGUUUUCACAGAGUUUUUAUGCAACCAAGAUUGGAAAGUUGUCAUGGUCACUCCAAAACAUAAUUUUCUUUUUGUCCUUAAGUCGCUUUGUUACUAUGUUGGUGAUUAUCCAAAAAACAAAACCAUUUGUGCAGAAAAUUGAGUUUCCUGGCUCAUGUUUUGAGAUGUUUCAAUAUUUCCAGAUUAUAUUCUUUCGUACCAUCAUUGAUUUUGUGCUAUGAAUCAGUCCCUCAUGUAUCAAAAUACGCCAGAAGAUGACCCUGCAACCCACAUACUUCACAGUUUCAUGCAUCUCACAUGAAAACUUCAUGUUUUAUUCCAGCUGAGAUUUUUUUAACCACAAGUUUAACCACAACUACAUUUACUAUUAGCAAUCAGUACAGCAGAGCAGAAAACGUUGUUUUGAGACGGUUUACAGUUCGUUACAGCCUCCCCAUACGAGGGCAAAGGGAACAUGUUGGAAGCGUGAGAAUUGGAAACAGCCGGUUAUUUCUGUUGUGAAACCCAGGGUGUCUGUUCAGACAUGUCUGUUGUUUGAUUAUACAGAAAAGCCAAAAGCCUCCAUUCAGGCAGAAGAGCCUGUGGAGUGGGGUUGACUGUGGGGCUUUACACAAGCCAACAGCAGACGGGAAAUCAGGAAAUCAGCAGAGAAAAGGGACAAUAGCUUGGAGAUUAGAGAUCUGUUAACCCCCUCCUCUUUGUGGUCAAUCUGUUUGCUCACCAAUUACAACUUCCUUUAAUAAGCAUGCAAUCAAUGGAGGCUAAAACAAUUUUUUUUUCUCACCCCUCUCUUUCAAGCAUAUUCUCUGGAACUAAACCAUCCAGCAUAGUUUCAAUCUUUACUAAUAACAUGGAACAUGGAAAAAAUGAGCAGCUCCAAUUUACCACCUACUUCCCCCACAGGUGAAGGGUGCAGCCAAUCAAACAGCAAAACUCAACUGUAACACCUAUGCCUGCUGGGCAGACUUGCUCUGCAGUUACAAUGGUGUUCUGAUGACUUGCAGACUUUCUGAAACAGGCUGACUUCACAAAAACCGACAUAAAAAAAUUUAAAAAAAAAACAAGCAAAGCCUCCACCUGGAUGCCCUUGUACUCUGACCUCCUCUGGUUUAUCAUUUACGCAAGGAGGCCUUUCACAAGCAACACACCUGGAGGUUAUUCUGCAGCACAAUCCAAAUUUUAUGCUGACUGACAAAAAGAUUCAUUGCCCAACAACUAACAGCGCUCUCUCCAGCUGAAAACGAUGGCACUAUGUAUUUAGGCUGCAUCAUUUCCUGAGGAUUCACAGAGAUCAAAGUCCAACUCCAGUAAAUCCAUCAGGAUGCCACUUAAAACGUCGCUGUACAGAAAUCCAUCUUCCAGUCGCUGGUCCAGCAGGAACUCAAGGAGGAGAGAAGUGCUAUCUGUCGAAAUGAUCAGUCUACCCCUUGGUGAUUUCCGGCAUGUCUCUCACAUUGGGAGUGACGGCCAAGAUGACAGUUUUGGAGAUUUAUCCUUCCUCAAAAUGGGUCAUGGCCUGCUCCGACAAAGUUCCAAGAGUGAACAGAACCUCUUCCUGAGCUGCAAGCCACCACCAAAGCCCCCACGUCUGAACCUGGAUGGAACGGAGAGAAUGCAGAGCCCCGAGUGGUCUGUGGACAAGAAGAGAAAGAAGUGCAACUCUUUGCCUCUUCUGGACAGUGAAGAAGAUGAUAAGUGCGAAAAUGAGGAAGUGGAUGAAAUGAGGAAUGACUUUGCUUCUAAUCAGACUUGCCGGCCCGGAGGUGGCAGCAUGGGUUCUGAUAGAGAUCGAGAGUUCACAGGGAGUAGUGAACACAUUGAUAAAUUUAAGGAUGAGGACAGUGGCUUUUCAUUCAGUCUGGACCUGGGCCCUUCAAUCCUGGAGGAUGUUCUCCGGGUGAUGGACAAACUGCACAACUGAAGAACCUUGAACAACUUGGCAAGACACUGGCUGUUGAAGAAAUUUAACUUAAUACUCUUCUUGGGACACAACUUUGCAUAACCAUGACGACAUGAUAAAUUAUCCAGUCUAGCAAAGACUGGAUAAUUUUGCUUAUAAUUCAAUUUGCCGUCCUGGUCUUCACAAAGAGUCUGCAGAGAGCUGUGACCAAACAGGAGAUCAAUUUACGAGGACAGUAGCUCUUUAUUCAGCCUGGAUCUGGACAAACUCAUUUGUGAACAAUGUUCUCCAGAUCAUAGACAAACUGUGCAACUAUGCAAAAUACUGAUGUCAUUACUUCUUUGGAAGACUUGACACCGUUUUAUUAACAAGGAUACUUAAUAAAGUAAAAACGUAUAUUUGCUGCUUCCUAAGAUCUUUACAUUCUCAAACAAACAAAUGAACAUCUUGUUACUCUAAGGAAGACAUGAUGUUGUACGUAGAACAUUAUGGUAACCAGCAUUUGCCAACAAUAGAAUGGUAAAGAUAAGGUAUGAACUUUUUUUUUUUAUGUCUGGGCAUUUCUAACUUCAUCUACAUUUCCUCUUUACUAUUAUAACCUCCCAGCCCACACUCAAAGCAGCUGUUAGGAUUUAAGGGUGUUGUGUUUAAGAAAAGAAAAGCUGAGGCUGAAAUCCAAGGUCCUUGAGCUGUGAUGUCUUGAGUCUUGGCGUGCUUGCCCGUCUAUUGUGUGCAUAGGGCAAUUUUUCCUCCGCACGCAUCCUGGCGGCCCCACUCGAAGGUAGAGCAAGGUACCCCCCAUUUCUCAUUCCCAGCAGUACAGUGAAAACAAACAUUUCACUCUGCUUCCAAUAAAAGCCAGCCAGUGGUGGCAGGUUGGGCAGCAUACCAAGCUGGGCCACAGGUCCAAGACCUUAUAAGAAGAAAGAAAUGGCAGAGUCUGCUGUUUUGUUAGCUGCAAAUGAGAGUGCGAUGAUCUGGCAGAUGGCGCUCAAGAAAGAAAGUGGCGGUGAGUAACACUAUACAUCUACACAUGCAGGGAGGUUGGAGAGGAAGGGGGAGACAAACUCUUCUUAAGCAGAAGUUCUGAUGAGGACUUAAACACAACCUUCUGAGCAAAUACAUGCUGCGUCUCAUGUAUAUGCAUUGCAUUUGUUCUCACGUCAUCCAAGUAGGAAUUUGUGCAGACAAUUGAGGUCUACUAAUGGGGGAUUGGGAGGAUGAUAUGCGGGACAAGCCCUGAAAAUGUUAAAUUCCUCUGCACCCUGAAAGGUCAAACUGGGAAAUACAAAAACCACAAAUGUCCGGCUUCAAGCAAAAGACUCAAUGUUCUACGCAUGUCCAAACAGAAACAGCGUUAUUUCUGGAUACAUCUGCAUUGUAUGUCUGUUUUGGUGUCUGAUGUUUUAAACUCGAUACCUCUGUUUCUUGUAUGUUAUGACAAAAGUUCUUGUGAAAGCAUUUUUUGCAUUGUAAAAUCUACCGGUUUGUACAAAAAAAUGUACGACGUUCAAAUCCCAUCAUUGGUGGUUUUGUGGAUAAACUGAAUGGGACCGUUUACACAACAAUGGACCGACAUGUACUUGGCUUCUCAGCAAAAGAAGCCAAAAUGGACGGAUUAUGUUUUGCAUCUCACUGAUGUCCAACCUUUUUUUUUUUUCAGCAAUCAUUGUCUUGGGUACAAAUAAUUCAAUGUGGAAAUGGACAGCAAUAUAUAUUAAAACAUGUCUCUGGCAUUGCAUUACAAUUAAUUUAAGAAAACCACUGCCUUGAAUGAUUUCCAUUGCUCUGAAGAAUGCCUAAAUCAACACAAUAAAGGUGGAUUUUGCCAGGUGUUGCACCACUCAGUUAAAGCUGGAGCCUUGUUCGCAACAAUGACUCAUAAUGAUUAUAGCUCAAUUUCUUCACAAAGGGAAAAAAAAAAGUACUAGGUAGGGCAGCCGCAAUGAGCCGAAAUCGUAGACCAAAUAAGAAGAGUUAAAUCUUCGAAUGUACAUUUGUUUUCUGUUUAUAUAAAAAAGGUAAGCUCCAUUUAAUGAUGAUUAGUAGUCUGGGGGCACCUGGAUGUACUGGAGGAUUUUAGGGGCCUCAGAUUAAAAUAAACAGAUGCUACAAACAAUACCUGAUUAUGCUACAUUUUGUGUUGGUCUAUCACAUAAAAUUUCAUUUAAAUUAAUUGAGGUUUGUGGUGUAAAGUGACAAAAUGUGACUAAAGUUCACAAACAUUACUAAAUGUAGAAAUGUCAAAGUGAAACUUAUGAACUCAUCUCACAGCUUUAAUGAUAACUGAAUUUCAUAUAGUCUUGAAAAAAACAACCUAAAAUUACGGUAAGACGUUUUGACUUAAUUUUCCUGGCUACGAGAACUAAACAAUAAUACAAUUAUUAACCUUUUUAUAAUUCAAAACACUUUUUUGUUAAAGUUUUGUUCAGGAUAAGAUAUGAAGCGUAUCUUUUUCUUACACAAUCAUGGAAAGAGUUCAAGCUAAAUCAGCAUACCGAUGGCUGGGCCACACGCUACGCAUCUAUUUCAGACAGAAGGGAAAUUUUCUCAGAACACACUUUUCAGGUACUAGGAAACCAGCACACUGGGGAAAAAGUCCAGGAAUAGCUCAUCUGAUGCAUCUGGUUCUGUCGUGACAAACCUGAAUUGACUCUGGGUCUAGAUGGAAGAGGCAGGCAUAUAAAACUCUGAUUUAAAUGUGGUGUGAUGUAUUAACCUUAAAUAAUACGAUAUUCUAAAUUGAACCAUGAACACAGUGAUUAAUGAUGAGAUCAUCUCUCAGGAGACUCAAGCAUAUGCCUUGGCAGACAUCAGUGGAAGUAAUGCAGUUACAGUCCAUCAGUUAUUAGACUGUAAGUUAUAUGGUUGGCCACAUGUGUGAAUCCUCUUUCUGAAGCUCCAAGCAUGAGCCUGUCUUAGAAGAGAUUUAAUUUAUAGGUACAGUGGUGUUUGGCUUGAAUUUGUUUGAUCUGAUCACCAAUAUGUUGGAGACAAUUUUGUAAAACAUAUUUUGGGGAUUCUUACUGGCAAGCAGAGCCACGAAACUGCUCAAAUUACACAUUUCCACCACGUGCUUGUUGACUCUGGCAGUUCAUAUGAUAUUUUACCCUUUUAUUCCAACUUACAAGGCAGAAAAAUACAGAAAAAAAGUGAACCAUAAACACGAUUUUCUGACAGGAAUUAAUGGGAUGAAUCAUGCCAUGGCAUCUCUUCUCUUUGGUGAAUUUAAACAAGUUUUAACACU